Morone saxatilis (striped sea-bass) is the source of this 2702-nucleotide messenger RNA. It is a transcript of the gene vsir, whose product is annotated as V-set immunoregulatory receptor. The transcript has 7 exons. NCBI's taxonomy places the organism in Eukaryota, Metazoa, Chordata, Actinopteri, Moronidae. Gene Ontology annotation, cellular component: plasma membrane. The record is from RefSeq and is a predicted model, not a curated record. Bases 210 to 1109 code for a protein of 299 amino acids. Gene Ontology annotation, biological process: regulation of immune response; positive regulation of regulatory T cell differentiation; negative regulation of CD4-positive, alpha-beta T cell proliferation.
UGGUUGCCCUACAAAGUUCAGAAAGAUCAAAUCAUCUUGGAGGCAAACUGACGGGGAACUGUCAACCAACUCACUGCGUUUCGGUAUAAAGCUGAAAGAAUUUGUUCAAUUUAAGAUUGAGGGGAGAAAAAAGUUUAACACAGGCUAUCUGUAGAGUUAGUUCACUUCAGUCUGAGUCACACUGUUCUGCAGUCAACAUCCAGACAACCAUGGAGCGGGGAUUACCCUGUCGGACAUCACUUUGGGGGAAGAAGCUCUUGCUUUGGUUAUGCUCUCUUCUGGUUUGCAUUGAUGCAGCUAAAGGCGAGAUGUCCCACACUCACUCCACACUGGGUGUUUCAGCCCCCCACCUGUACUAUACCUGUCCAGAGGGUACCACUGUCAAACUGGUGUGUAAUCACAGAGGUACCGCCUUGCACAACACGGAUUUAUUGAGGCGUGUCUGGCUUUUCACGCCCCACAGUGACCAGCACUGUAUGGCACGGAUGGGCCCACGUCAUACUAAUGGUCAUUCCCAAGGCAGCCACAGCUUGCCAGGGUUGCAAUUUGGAUUUGCAGAGCAGGACUUCUGGGUGGUUCUGCAGAAUGUGACCUACGCUGACCAGGGUCGCUACUGCUGUAUGAUCCAAGAUAUCCAGGUGGAUCAUAAACACGGCACCUUGCUGCAGAAACCCCACAGCCACAUUGUUCUCCAAGUUACACCACCGAGAAAUGGAUCUCAAGAGUGCACUAUCUGGGAUCCCACGCCACCUGGAGGCUCUGUGCCAGUGGCCUUGGCCGUAGCAGCCUGCAUCUUGGCUCUGCUUUCUCUGCCUCUUAUCCUGGUGCUUGUGUACAAACAGAGGGAGAACGCCCAGUCGAGCAGACGUGCACAAGAGCUGGUGAGGAUGGACAGUGAGCCUCAUGGCCAUGAAAACCCCGUGUUUCUUGGGGGAUCACCACAGAUUAAGACCCGCACCGUGUCUCAGAUCAUGACCAGGCAAUCCUCAGAGACAGGGCGUCACUUGUUGUCUGAGCCAGGAACCCCCCUUUCUCCUCCUGCACAUGGGGACGUAUUCUUCCCAGUAGAAGACACCAUCCCUGAGUCUCCAGACUUCAUGCAGGUUUAAAGGGGGUUGAAACCUCAUUCAUCGUUCUAACUGCUGAUCUGGAGACAGCCCUGCAACUCUCUUCCUCUUCUCUCUGCCUCCAGAGUGAUGAUGCCCAUAUCAGCUGUCUCACAAUAACCUCUGCUGAGAUUGUCGUCUGUACAUUGUCUGGACCGCAGGAGGGAACGGACUGUGUUUUUUUUUUUUUUAAACAAUUUCCACCUGCAACAACAGCUGGAGGCCAAAAGCAAAGUUUUGGUUGUGAGCACUUGUGUUGUGAGAGGGGGGUAGGUUUGUGUGCGACAUUCCAUCAAAACGCUGACAAUAGCUUGUGGACCAACAGAUGCCCGUUGCUUGAGAAGAGCCCAUAGUGUUAAGGGUGGGGGUUCCGCAAUGUGCAGGCGUGCCACGUUUCUAUGGCUUUCACACCUACCAACUAUGGUGCAUUUACUGGUAUGGUUUGGUUCAUUUAGGCUGGUGUGCAGUCUGUAAUUCAAACAAUGUCCAGUGAAAGGGUUAUCUUUCAGUCCAUGUGGACACAAAAUGGAGUGUAAUUAAAACACAAGUGUACAUGUAUCUUUUUCUCUUUUUAACCAAACCACAGGUGUGAAAGUGACCUAAGGCUCUCUCUCAUCCCUUUCAUUGUAGUAAAGUGCUUGAGUAGCUUCAUACCAAAUGAGGCUCAAUCAUUAGAGAAGUCCCAAUAUUCUUGUACAAGUCAUUUGUUUUUAUAGCAUUAUUACACUGUUCCUCUGAAUCAUUUCCACUUGACCUCUGCUUCUUUUCUCUUCCCUCUUUGGUACCUCAUUUACUGUCAGCUCUGUGGCUCUAAAUACUCUCCUUCCUUCCUGUAUUGUCAGAAACGCAGCAUUUUGCAGUGGCCUUAAAUAUAUUCACAAACUGCUGAAAAGUGCAGUAAGUUUUUUGAUGAUAGUUAGGAUGUUUUUCAUGUACAGUUACAUAUUGAAGAAUAAAAUCUUUAUUGAUUUUCUCCUGAAUGUAGCCUAAUAGAUUGUUGUAAUUAAAAAAACACCUUCAUAAAACAGUUUAACCACUGCCAUCUCAACACUGUUUUUGUGAAUCCUUUUCAGAUUUCUUUUGUUUUCAUGUACAGUACCUUGAUUUAAUUUUUGAGAUGUAUACAUUAAUGUUCAUUAGUUUUUUUUGUGCAUGCAAUGGGAUGUUAAUAAGUAAAUAGAGUGACAGAAAAUGGGAAGUGAUUGCAAUGAUAUUGUUAGCAAUUGUGGGAAACCACUCUUGUUUUUUCAUAUUGAGGUAAAACGUGUACAGCAGCAGAAAUCAACUCCAAGCGAUGUGUAGCAGCUCUCUAGGACAGGGUAUUGUGUAUGUAUGUUAAGAUUUGAAUACUUUUAUAAGUACCAAGAUCAAACCGAGAUUCUUUUCAAAUGCGCCUGUGUGUGUGUGUGUUCACAAAUUUUGUGUUCUGGUGUAAGUGUGUGUGUGUGCGCAUUUGGAUCUGCAUCUGUAUGUAUGUUUUGUGUUUUAGACUGUAAAAAGCUUGUAUUAGACAUAGACACAGUUUGUUCUGCGUAUUGCAUUUAACUUGUCCCUCGUUCUAGCUUGUAUAAUAAAAUGGUGCUCUUAAACCUUAAA